Molecule: messenger RNA, 2546 nt
Organism: Juglans regia (Persian walnut)
Lineage: Eukaryota; Viridiplantae; Streptophyta; Magnoliopsida; Fagales; Juglandaceae
Exons: 6
Coding region: 289-2163 (624 amino acids)
Molecular function (GO): translation initiation factor activity; mRNA binding
Source: RefSeq, a predicted model, not a curated record
CUCAUUAAUAAAACCAGACAAACCGUACAGGCGAAACCGGUAACGAGCGAAGGCCCUAGAGCUCCAGAAUCCAGAUAGAUCGAUCGAGAGAGAGAACAAGAAAAUCAAGUUCCGUGAGCAGGAGGCAAACCUUCUCUUCUCUCGCUCUCUAUACGCUGCCUCAAAUCUCCAAAGCAUCGGGCGGAAGCAGAAGAAAGAAGAAAUUGAAGUUACGCAUAGACAGAGAGUGAGAGAGAGAGAGAGGGAGGUUGAGGGAGAGGGAGAGGGAGAGGGAGAGGGAGAGGAGAAAUGUCGAAGAAGAAAGUGAGUGGGAACACCAUGACUCUCAAGGAUUUCCAUGGCGGCUCAAUUCCCUCUGAUCUCCCUCUCCCUUCUGCACCUGGUGUAACUGUGAGGCCGUCGGAUCGCUCGGGUCAGGACCGCCCAAACUCAUGGGGAAACCCAAUUGGGAGGCCCGAAAACUGGUCUCGGCCACACACCUCGCCUGCGACACGGCAUUUCGAUGAUAAGACUCCUUUUCUCACUCAUAAUGCCCGCAUUGGCCGGAACUUUGAUGAGGAUGAGCGAAAACCCCUCGAUGGUGUUUCGGCCCCUCGUCGGACUAUCAGCGAUGAGAGCAUUCGGGUCCCUGGGGCCCGUGUUGAGCUGAAGCCCGAGUAUGAGUCGGGUGGGAGUUUAGUGGGUCAGCAGGGGUUAGCUGCAAGUGGGGCAGUAAAUGCCUAUGUGGCUAAGGUUAGCGAGGUGACUUGUGGUGGGGUUAAUUCCCAGAACUUAGGUGGGAAUGGUGGGCUGGGAGUUGGUGGAGGUUAUCCAAAUGCGUGGGCAGCAAGGAAGGAGGUGGUGGGGGUUAAUGAACCGGUGCAACAAUCUGCCUGGUCUGGAACAACUGCUGUCUUGAAGUUGGCUCGCGCCAGCGCACUUGAAAAGGUAUCUUCAGGUCGAUGGAAAUCAAAGCAUUCACUUAAUUUUCAGGCAGAUGUUGAAGAUGUGAUGUCACCCAAAAUGGAGAGUGUCUUUCAGUCCAAUAGUUACGGUAAUAAUAGCUACAAUAUGGUUGAUGUUACGGGUGGAAGAGAUUAUCAUGAUGCAACAUUGGUGAGGCAGGUUGAACGAGGCCUGAAUAUUGAGGAUGGGGUUCUUGUUGCUAGGAAGGAGUUUCCAGAAUACGAAAUUGCCAUGGCUCCUAUUUAUUCAGAUGUAAAAGAGUGGAACCCCACAAUUCAUAUGGAUAGGACUCCAGUUGCUCGAAAUGAUGGAAGACUUGGUGGAUCUGAGCUGCAGCCCCCAGUGCAUUUAGAACCACCAGAGCGACCCAAGUUGAAAUUGCUUCCCAGAACGAAGCCAUUAAAAAGUUCGGAACAACCUGCUAUUGACCAUGUACAGGGGUAUCGACGAGUGAGUGACACUGGUCAUGCUGAAGCUUUUGAAGUUUAUGGAAAUGUGAAUCCUGCAAAACUUAGCACGGCAAUCACCGAGAGUGUGCCGCAGGCUAUGGAGCGUCCCAAAUUGAAUAUAAAGUCUCGGUCACAGCAUCUCGAGCAAUUGGAAGGAAAUAUUGAAAAAGAUAGGAAUGCGUUGUUUGGUGGUGCUCGCCCACGAGAACUGGUUCUGAAGGAGCGAGGGAUUGGUGAUGUUACCAUCAACAGCCAUGAUUUGGUUCAACAAUUCGAUAGGGUUGAACAUAAUGUUCCCAGGAUUGAAAGAGAUAUGAAAGGAAAGGAUUGGAAAGCAAAUCCAAGUCCUGCUGACUACGGUGAAAAAACCGAGAAUCCUCUCCUUGGCCAAAGGAUUGGAAAGAGACAUGAGAGGAAAGAUCAUCGGCAAGAGAUUGAGAGAGUUGAUAUGCAGAGGAACUGGCGUAAUGAGAGCAGGAGAAAUAACAGAGAGACUGAAAGGAAGCAGCAGCAGGUUGAGAGGCCACCUUCACCAGAGACUUGGCGCAAGCCGGUUGAGCAGCCAAAACCAGACUCCCUGGACUCUGGUGGUCCACGCCAUGGGAAAGUGGCCUCAGCCGUUGAGCUUGCCCAAGCAUUCUCUAGGUCAGUCUCAGAUCCAAAAGCAGCUGAUCGCUUUUCAGGCCAAAGGAGCCUUCCUGGCCGGAACCAAAUGCCUUUCUCACGGCUGAUGGGUCCGACCCCAAGGCCUCAGAUUAAUGGAUACUAAAUGUUUGAGUGAUUUCGUGGGCAAUCGGGGCAUAUUUCUGGUCAGAAGAAUGUGUGGUGAUACAGCAUUGUGUAUGUGCUAGAUGUGAGAGUACUCGCCAAGUGAUUGUAUCUGCAGCCAGCUGACUUUUAAGUUUCUGCUGAAAAAUAAAUUGUCCUACAAAAUUGAUUACAAUAACCAGCCCGGCUGGUGUUAUCAUCUCUUUACAGACGUCCCCAUUCUAGUCCAUUCUAUUUUAAUUUUUGCCUUUUCCUUCUUUCACAGGAGGAAGCGUUCUGAUGUCACAUUUUCUCAGAGCUGAGUUUACAAUUUGCAAUCAUGGUAUAAUGUAUUGGCAGUUUUGUUACUUAUCUGAUAACUUCUUGAUAAGAGCUGAUUUUUCU